Molecule: messenger RNA, 4609 nt
Organism: Diabrotica virgifera virgifera (western corn rootworm)
Lineage: Eukaryota; Metazoa; Arthropoda; Insecta; Coleoptera; Chrysomelidae
Gene: Pbp49
Product: snRNA-activating protein complex subunit 3
Exons: 6
Coding region: 142-1290 (382 amino acids)
Biological process (GO): snRNA transcription by RNA polymerase III; snRNA transcription by RNA polymerase II
Cellular component (GO): snRNA-activating protein complex
Molecular function (GO): RNA polymerase II cis-regulatory region sequence-specific DNA binding; bent DNA binding; RNA polymerase III type 3 promoter sequence-specific DNA binding
Source: RefSeq, a predicted model, not a curated record
ACUGUCACUGUCAGUCAAGUGCCAGAAGUAAACAAAAAUAAUCAGAAACAUUAAUAAUAAUUAACAUUACUUCUCUAGUUUUUUGUGUUUAAAAAAGCAAAUUUCUUUUACAUUUCUAUUUUAUGGUUUUAUUCUAGAAUCAUGGAUAUGUACUCACCUGAAACCUUUCAUGCUACAGAAAACUUCAAUGCCACUGAAUACUUUUGUGAAUACAGCACCAAGUGCAUGCCGAUGCAUGAGUCUGUUGAAAAUAUUUUUAAUGGCUUAAUAGGGGAUACCAAACCCAAUAUGAUUAAUUUUGAUCGCAUUGAACGUAUAUGUAGCAUAGAGAACUUUAAACUUCCAGACGAGCCUACCAACCUGCCUAUACACGUACCAAAGAAGAUAUCUACGAAAACGAAACUGGAUCCUAUUCUGCCCAUCUCUGACAGUGCAAGACAUUUGAAUGUUAUAAAGGUGAAAGAAAGUUUCGAUAAAAAGUUCAAUGCUAUAAGUGUUCUUCUUGGUACGAAGAGGUUUAUAAAGUCUAUAAUGCCACAACCGGAUCACAUAGGUGAAGUUGAUGAUUUGGUUCCUGGAAACGAAUUUGUUUAUACCAUGUUAUGGUAUAGACCUUUUAGUUUCCACCAUGGCGUUCGGAACUCUACAGAGAAGCUGAGGUUUAAGACAGAGAUUGAUAUAUUGGGUAGCAAUUUUUUAUCUGAUGUCAUAGAUAAAAUAGAGUGCCCUGCAGACACGAUGAUCUUACCCGAAGUUGAAAACACCAAGGUCGACAUCCAACAAUUCAAGGAUGCCAGGAGAUGGUAUCCCUCAAGGUUCCUAUUUAUCAACGGCGUCUUCUAUAACGACAUGAGGCAGCCCAACGCCGUAGACUUAUCUCCAAAAAUUAUUAAAUGGGCUGCUGAUAAGAAUAUCGGAAAUUUUACCACAGCUAAAAUGGACGAAACCCGUUUCUGUGAUCUGAAACCUCGACUGGGAUACCCGUACGUCUACGUCCACCAAGGAGACUGCGAACACAUUUUCGUAUUUGCUGAUGCCAGAUUGUUACAAUCCAGGGACUGUCUGGUUUCGAAGAUGUAUCCCAGGACAUUGGCCUUCAACAACGAUUCGAACAAUAUGUGUUCGCUGUGUCUGAAAAGGGUUGUCAAAUGGACGGUGAGGAAGUGCGACAGGCUACCGCAUGAGAAGGUCUUUUUGUGUACGGACUGCUGCGAUUCUUACCUUUAUAUUGACGGUAAAAAGGUGACGGAUUUUAGGUUAUAUCCCAUGUUCAACCAGUCCGAUGAUUGAACUUGAUCAUGAAUGUAUAGUACAAACCUAUAAACUAAUAUGUACAGGGUAUGUAUACAUAUGUUUGUAUACAUAUUAGUUUAGUAGGUACUAGAAAAAUGGCGGUUAUCAGCGCCAAGAAAACGUUGAUGACCGGUUUUAAGCGUCUAAAAACUUUCGAAGCAACGAGAAAACGAUAAAGACGUUUUAAAAAACGUAAAUAACAGAAGUACACGAAUACAUCGUAUUCACGAAAAACAACAGAAAAUGAGAAUGGAUAACACAAGAGAUCAUAGUAUAUCAUAGUAGAUGUUUAGUAUCCAUAAAAAAGUGAAAGAAAUGACAGGUAGACACAGACAGAGACAAGAAACAAUAUUAAGAAAUAAUGACACUUUUUGACGACGAGAGACCUUGAGCUGUACCAUCCACAGAUAAUCGCAUAAACGAAAAAGUUUCAGAAAUAACCAAAGAAGUUAUUCUGAAACGAAAUACACGAUUGAUUACCGCAGCUAAUUGAAAUACCAUUCGAAAAUAAUAUUUGAACCAACCAAGAUAGCCAUCGUUCACUCUAGCUUAGCUCAGUCUCUCAAGGUGUGCGUUCGUCUUGUCCUAAUCUUAGAUAUGAACUAUGAAAAUUCAAAAUGGAAGCAAACAAAACAAUAUUUUAACCAAUCAUGUUUAUUGUUCAUAAAGAUAUAAUUAAAAUGUGACUUAUUAAAUGCAUUAACAAAUAUAUUCAAAUUCUUGCCAAAAACUAACAAUUCUUGGAUUAUACUUGUGGCUUUUGGUAUCUGGUUCGAUGGUAACUUCUUGAUGUCAAAUGGUACUGCUGUAGACUUCUUGUAGACCUGGGCAGAUGUUGUGGCCCUAGGCCCCUGCAGCUGGAGAUAAUAGUCGUUGCAGUCUAGAUGACAUGGUCUUCAUUGUGUCAACCUUAGUGUCAUCGCCGGCGGUGGGGGCUUCAUGCUUGAGGCUCCCGAAGGGAGAAAGGUUUGAUUUCUUUCCAAAACCUGUAAGAUAAAACACAUAUCAAACAUCAAGAAAUAAAAAACCAAAAACGAGCCUUUGCCAAACAAUCAUAAAAAGUAGUAAUUGACAAAGGAAAAUUAAAAUGAAUACUGACAGGGACUAGUCAAAUAAUUCGAUUACUAAAAGCAUAUUAAUAAAUGAAAUGAAAUAUUUAAAAUUAAGAUACCAAGAUACGUGGAGAGUAACGUCGAGGUUAGGUAUAUAAACAAAAAAGGUUAUAAAAAAUUAAUACAGGCUUAGAAAAUCUUGUACAGUGAUGGUUAAAAACUUACCUCAAGAGAGAAUGUGAAAGUCUGGAAAUAAAUAGCUGGCAUCAGCCUUGUAAUUGGCUUAUAUAGCGAAAUUAAUUUUCCACCACUCUGUAUUGUUAAGAGACGAAGUGUCACUGUCAUAUCAGCGAAACACACAACACAGAACAUGAAAUUUGAAAUAACGACUAUGGAACACAAGAUUAGAUCAGAUGCUAGAAUGUAAGAUUAUGAAGUAUGUUCAGUAUGACUUAGAUGAAAAGAGAGAUAGGACAUAGAGGAUAAUAAAAGAGGGCGUCAACGAGUUUUUAACGAAGAAAACAGGUAAACAAAUAGAAGAAAAUUAUUACUAAUGAAAUAUUAAAGAUAAUAAAGUAAAAUAAUUAUUUAAAAAAAAAAUAGCAAAGAUGUGACGUUUGUAACGUUACACACUCCUUUCACCCAUCAGACAAAUUUUGAACACAAGUGAGAAAUUUUUCUCAAAGAAAACAGGAACGUUAGAAUUCAUGCAAUAAAAGCUCAGAAAUACUGAAAAGUCACAGGACCAGAGAAUAUUAAUGUCGAAGUACAUACUUAACUAAAUUGCAGACAAAGAUAGUAAAAGCCUAGAAUUAAUAAUGAUCACUAUUCAAUAAGAUAUACGACACAGGUAAAAUACUAUCAAACUGGCUAAAAUUUACAUUCGUAGCAUUACAAAAAAAACCAAAUUUUUGUUCUCACAAUGCGAUAACUAUCGAAUAUUAAGCUUGAUGUAUCAUGUCCUUAAAACUUUUCUCAGAAUCAUCCAUACACGAAUUUACAAGAAGUGUAAGUUCCAAAUAAGUGAUACUCUGUUCGGAUUUCAAAAGGUAUUGGGAACAUGAGAAGCUCUUUUUGCUUUAAAUGUGUCAACGCUAUGGUGUAGAGACAAAUGUAGAUGUAUAUGCAUGUUUUAUUGAUUGUCGAAAAGCAUUCGACUGCGUACCCAGACAAGUUAUCACCGUUAUUAUUUAUUCUGUAUGUAUAUAUACUUAGAGAAGUAUUAGACAAGAACCAAGGUGGAAUCGAGAAUAAUGGAACCAGCAUAUAAUAUCACAUCAGGCACGCUGAUUCUAUCAUCCUAAGAGCAAGCAACGCACAAGAACUACAAGAUAUAAUAAAUGCGGUAGUAAAUAAAAUAAAUAAAUAUAACAUAUUUAGUAACUAAGUACAGUGGAACCUCGAUAACUCGGAUUAAUCGUGACCGCGGCCGAUCCGGGUUAGCCGGAGAAUAUGGUAAAAAUUAAUAAAAUACGGUAUACUUACAGAUAAACUUCGUUAUAAUUGAAAUAACAUGAAAUAUAUAUAUAUGCACAGUACCUACACCUACACAUCUAAAUUAUUAAAAACACGCAAACACAAACCUAAGCAAACAAUACAAGACUGUACUCACACAAUACAGUCACAACGAUGUUAUGAACAGUGAAAACUAAGACCAUUGUUUAAAAAAGAAUUUUUCAAAUAGUCUUUUAGUCUUUUUUAAACAAUGCUAAGACGAAAUAAAUAAAGGAAUAACAGGUGCCUGUUGUUUCCGAUAAAUCCGAGACAACACAUUUUUACUAUCGUAUACAUAGUUCAAAUUACACAAAUACACAUUAUCUCUCAAAUAUUAUAUUACAUACUAUCCGUUGCAAGAUAAUUCGGAUGGAAUUCCCCAGAUUAAGAGACUGGGCCGAUAUCAAGCACAAAAUAAUCUGGGGAAUUCCAUCCGAAUUAUCUUGCAACGGAUAGUACAUUUUAAUGUUGAAAUGAAAGUCGGUCCGGGUCAGCCGGAGUUCCGGGUUAUCGGGGGCCGACUUAUCGGUGUUCCACUGUAAUGAAGGAAACUAUACAUAUGUUUACUUUAUUAAUGAAUGUGCGAUAGUUUUUGUUUUUAACUUUUUCCCAACCUGACCAAUUGAAAUUCGGAGAUUUGCUAGGUUUUACUGGUUGCCUAUUAGUCAAUUUGAACGAAAUUGUGUAGAUAGGUGUAUUAUAAUGUAUUAUUUUUAUUCUCUAUUCAUACUAAUGUGACAUUAUGUUGUGAUAAUAAAGAAUACCUAAUA